UUUCCGCUGGCGCGCGGUGAAACUUCCCAAGUUCCAACGGACUUCCUUCUAGAAGAAAAGCUGACGCCAGCAGACUUGUUCGACUACUAUUUACUAGAAGCCUUUCCCAGUCCCCCUCUUUGAUUUUCAGGGAUUAAAAAGCCUUGAACCCCUUUUUUGAUCCGAAUCAUAACGACGACGAAGACUCCCUCACCGAGAGAUGGCCAAACGGUGUGGAUUGACAUUGACGGCGUUUUUGGUUCUGGGUUUGUUUUUCUCUUGCUGUUUCUCUGAAACCAAUCACCCGCAGACGAAUAAGAAGUCGGCCCACUUGGACAGCUUUGGUUCUUCUGCCGUUUUCCCUCUUCACGGAAAUGUCUAUCCUCUUGGCUACUACUCUGUGUCCCUCAGCAUAGGCAACCCAGGCAAGCGUUUCGACCUUGAUAUUGACACUGGUAGUGAUCUCACAUGGGUCCAAUGUGAUGCUCCCUGUACUGGCUGUACCAAGCCCCGCGAGCAUCUUUAUAAACCCAAAAACAACCUUGUCCAAUGUGAAGACCCUCUUUGCGCGGCAUUUCACUCACCGGCAAGUUUCCCGUGUAACAACCCAAGUGACCAAUGCGACUAUGAGGUUGAAUAUGCUGAUCAAGGUUCAUCUCUGGGUGUGCUGGUCAAGGAUUACUUUCCCCUGAAAUUCACCAAUGGCUCUCAACUUGGUCCUCGUUUGGCCUUUGGGUGUGGAUAUGAUCAAAAACAUUCUGGUCUAAGCAUGCCCUCCACCACUGGAGUUCUUGGCCUUGGUACUGGCAAAGCAAGCAUUGUGUCACAAUUAAGUCGCUUGGGUUUAACUAGAAAUGUGGUUGGUCACUGUCUAAGCAGCCAAGGAGGAUUUCUAUUCUUUGGGAAUGAUCUUGUCCCUUCUUCAGGAGUCAUGUGGACUCCAAUGUCACGUAACGUAAAUCACUACUCAUCCGGACCAGCAGAACUUGUCUUUAAUGGAAAGCCCACUGGUGUGAAGGCCCUUAACUUCGUUUUUGACAGUGGGAGCUCCUACACUUACUUCAAUUCCAAAGCUUAUGAGGCAUUAGUUAAACUGGUGAGAAACGAUUUGAAAGGAAAGCCUCUGAAGGACGCAACUGAAGACAAAUCACUGCCAAUUUGCUGGAAAGGCAGCAAACCUUUUAAAUCUGUUCACGAUGCACAGAACUAUUUCAAACCCUUAGCACUGAGCUUUACUAAUGUCAAGAAUGUUCAGCUGCAUAUAUCACCUGAAGCUUAUCUCAUAGUUUCACAAUAUGGCAAUGUGUGCUUGGGAAUAUUGAACGGCUCUGAAGUAGGACUGGAAAGUACGAACAUCAUCGGAGAUAUUACUUUGCUAGAUAAAAUUUUGAUAUAUGACAAUGAAAACCAGCGAAUUGGAUGGGCUCCAGCAAAUUGCAAUAGGCUUCCCAAUGUAGAUCGGAAUAUUGUGGAGGUGUUUCCCAGCGUUAUGUAGCCAAUUUGGAAGAGUUUUGUCCUGCUUUUGCUUCUGAUGAUCAGUAAUGCCAUGUACAAAGAAGUCUCCAAUCCAAAAAGUAAAUGCAGAAAUCUCUAUGCAGGAUUUUUGUAGCAGAUACAUGUUGCAACUUUUUGAUCUCUAGUGUUGCAAUAUAGUUGAUAUAUAUUACAAGCAGGCAAAGCUGUCGUUGGUUGUAUAUGUCUUUUGGGCCUGAUUGCCUGUACUAGAAGUUACAAGCUGGGAAAUGUAAGUGGGUAAAUCCCAAUAGAUAAUAAAUACAUGCAGUGAUGCAACAUAUAUUAUAA
Molecule: messenger RNA, 1782 nt
Organism: Rosa chinensis
Lineage: Eukaryota; Viridiplantae; Streptophyta; Magnoliopsida; Rosales; Rosaceae
Product: aspartic proteinase Asp1
Exons: 9
Coding region: 200-1474 (424 amino acids)
Biological process (GO): proteolysis
Molecular function (GO): aspartic-type endopeptidase activity
Source: RefSeq, a predicted model, not a curated record